This is a messenger RNA of Babesia bigemina, 1575 nucleotides long. Its product is annotated as transcription factor TFIIB subunit, putative. Gene Ontology annotation, molecular function: RNA polymerase III type 3 promoter sequence-specific DNA binding; RNA polymerase III general transcription initiation factor activity; TBP-class protein binding. Lineage: Eukaryota; Apicomplexa; Aconoidasida; Piroplasmida; Babesiidae. Gene Ontology annotation, cellular component: nucleus; transcription preinitiation complex; transcription factor TFIIIB complex. Gene Ontology annotation, biological process: transcription preinitiation complex assembly; transcription by RNA polymerase III; DNA-templated transcription initiation. The coding region runs from base 1 to 1575 and encodes 524 amino acids. The record is from RefSeq and is a predicted model, not a curated record. The transcript has a single exon.
AUGCAGAAACUAUUAGAUUCCUGCUGCAAAUACUGCGGCUCCGACCAGAUAGAGUCCUGCAAGCAGCAGGGCGAGCUGGUCUGCCGCAACUGUGGCGCAGUCCUCCAGGAAAACAACGUACUUGAGGCCGUACAAUAUGCCGAAAACCCAGCGGGUAAUUCCACGCUCAUCGGGCGGUUCGUGCCCACCGGCGGCGGUGGCAUGGGAUCGCUCAAGUACAGCUCAUCGCAGACCCUCGACCAGCUGGUAAGGCGCGGCGAGCAGAACAUUCAGCGCACGGCCUGCCACCUCAACAUCUCCAGCGAGCUCGUCACCAAGGCGACGCGGAUAUACUCCCUGGCGGUACAGCGCAACUUCACCAUGGGACGUAACAACAAGCACGUCGCCUGCUGUUGUUUGUACACGGCCUGCCGGCGAUUCAAGGCGCCAUAUCUGCUCAUCGACUUCGCCGACGUCUUGCAGGUGCCGGUGAAGAUCAUCGGGCAGGUGUUCAUGAAGCUGGUGCGCAUGCUGCACCUCGAGGUGCCCAACGUGGACCCCUCCAUCUUCUUCGAGCGCUUCGCCAACGAGCUGCAGCUCAAGGAGAAGGUCGACCAGAUCAUCACGACCGGCGUCAGGCUCAUCCAGGCGAUGCGCCGUGACUGGCUCUGCACUGGGCGCAGGCCAACUGGUCUCUGUGGAGCUGCGCUGGUCGUGGCUGCACGCAUCCACGGCAUCCCGCUGAACGCGGAGGCCGUCGCGUCGGUGGUACGCAUAUCGCAUCCUACAAUUAUGAAACGCCUGUCGGAGUUCCGCGGAACGUCGACCGCACGCCUGUUGACGAGCGAGGUGGACAUUGUCGACCUGGAGAAGUUGCCGGCCAACCCCCUCCCGCCCUGCAUGAUGGCCAAGAAGCUGGCCCUGGAAAAGAAACGUAGGCUUGAGUCGGAGACCGGUUCCACAUGUUCUGACAACGGACGGGCCUCGAUAACGAGCGGCGAAGACAGCCCGCUUUUGACCUCGACUCAGUUGCAGCUGCCGGUCCAGGGGAAGAUCGACCUGCACCUCUCCAACGACUUGCUUUGCCUGGAUGCACCAACGGCAAGCGACAUCAAUCAUAUCGCAGACACCAUCAUGGGAGCGGCACCCCAGCUGGGCUGGGCGCUGCCCAAGGCCGAUGGCGCCGGGGACGGGCCUAACUCGAGCAACUCCGAGAGCAUUGUGCCCAAAGCGGCUCUCACUACUAUCGCAAUUCCGCAGUCUCGUGCGGAUGGUCAUUUGAGCUCCGACGACGAGGACGAUGAAAGGGAGUUCAGUUUCAUGAUCUUGUCGCCUGACGAGAAGGCUGCCAAGACGCUGCUGUGGGACGAGGUCACGAAGGAUAUCAUGCCGGAGGUCUGGCGCAGACAGGCGGAGCGCAAGCGCAAGGAGGCGCUGGGCAAGACUAUUAAGAAGCGCAAAUACUGCAGGAAAUCGUAUGCGGACUACCCUGAGGCGCAAAACGCAGCGCAGUCUGCGCGCAUGGCGCUGGAGCGUCACGCCAAGGAUUUCUCAAACAGGAUGAACCAGGAGUUCCUGGAUACAAUCCUGGCGUAG